Molecule: messenger RNA, 6225 nt
Organism: Rotaria socialis
Lineage: Eukaryota; Metazoa; Rotifera; Eurotatoria; Philodinida; Philodinidae
Source: the annotation of a GenBank genome assembly
AUGACAACGUCGGUUUCUGUUAGGCCUCCUAUAAAUCCGAUGCAUCAUUCUCUUUCAAUUGAUGACCAAGAUCAAUAUUAUGGUCCGAUGAAUGAUGAUCAACUUUGUAGGGAGUAUAUGGAUGAAAUAACGCCUGGUCAUCAAUUGCAGCCGAAAGAUGGAAUUUAUCGAAUACAAGCAGAUCAACAAGCAAUACCACCACGUUCAUCGUCAGCUGCAGCAAAGCCUGGCAUAUCACCUUAUCUUCAAAAAUUACCACAUUCGAAUUUCCUUCAAGUAGCACCCCCGAGAUCACCGGCAUCAGCAACUCAUCGACGACAACGUCGUCGUCGUCGUCGUCGUUCAACGUCUAUUGGUAGAACACGAGAAGAACAAAUCGAUUCAGCUUAUCAACGAUCGAAUGUUGAUCAUCUUGAUCUAAGUUCAUUUUUUGGUACUAGUAAUACUUCAUUCAAUCGUCCAACAAGUGCUCCAACACGAACUAUGACUCCAUCAGCAAAGAAAAGACGUACAGGAACAGUAAUUCAUAAAACAUCUUCAAAAGGUCAAACCUGUAUUGCAACAGUAUAUCGCAAUGGAGAUCAUGAUAAGUGUUGUUACUGUAAAGCAAAUUCUUUAAAUGCAAUUCUACAAUAUGCAACGGAAAAACUUCAUAUGUCUUCAGCUGCUCGUCGUUUAUUUGAUGCUAAUGGACAGGAAGUCUAUCGCGUGGAAGAUAUACAAUCAAAUCAAGAAUAUUAUGCUUCAACUGGAGAAAAUUUUAAAGAUCCAUAUAAAGCUAUUCGAAUACAAAGUGAAUAUAGUCUGAAUUCAACAUGGACUGUGAAAGGUUUACAUACAGAUUCAAAUAAACCGGAAUCAUUUAAAACAAAAGCUGCGAUAUCAAAACGUUUAGAUAAACAAAUCAAAAAAAGUAUUAGUUUAACAAUUAUUGAAAAUGGUUUCGGUCAUUAUGAUGCUGUUUACCAAAUUUUAAUUGAUGCUGUUUUGAAAGAUAAUUUUGAAAAGUUUCUUGAUGAUUGUACAAAAAAACUGGAAUUAACAGCCCAUGCAAGAAAAGUAUAUAAUUAUCGUGGCGAUGAAAUAAAAUCACUUAGAAUUUUUUUGGACACCGAUGAAUGUAAAGUGUCAACUACAGAUAAUGAUUAUAUAUAUGGACCAGUAUGGAUUAGUAAAGGUGAACGAUUUCGACCAAAGGGUGCUUAUACCUAUCUUGAAGAAAGUUAUCAAAAAAUGAAUACACAAUACAAAAAGAAAAAAAGAAAAUAUAAAGAAGUAAUUAUUGUUAUGAAAGAAAAACAAAAAACAAAACAUGAAAGCGAUCAUAAUGAAGAAAGUGAUGACGAUGGUGUUGAUGAACAGAUUUCAUCGAAUGAGGGCACUGAUAAAGAAAAAAGAAAAAUUAACGAUAAACUAUCGGACAAAGAUAAAAGUUGUCUAUCGAUGUCAAUUAAAGAACUUCGAAUGUCCAAACAAGAAUUAGAAAUAAAAAUCAAAGAAAUCAAGUCUAUAAUGGAAAUUUAUAAACUACGAAUGGAUGAAAUAGAAGCAGAUAAAGACAAGGAAAAGGAAAUGGGACCUAGAUUUCCUAUUGAUCACAUUGCUGAAAUUGAUUUUUAUGAUAAAAUUGUUGGACGACAUCCUAUAUGUUUAACAGUUCAUGAAAAUGGUUCAUUUGAUAGAUCUGACCCAAAGAUUUAUUUAAAUCUUCGCAGUUUACCAUCGAAAAAUAUUCCACAAACACCAAUUGAAUAUCUUCUUGAUUAUUUACAAACAUCAAUCGAGAUGUUUGCACGACAACGUCCUAAACGAGUGUUUGAUAUAAAUGGAACUGAAAUAAAACUUAUCGGGCAAUUACAAGCGAAACAAGAUAUAUUUAUAUCGUACGGAGAAGACUAUCGGCCAGCAUAUGAACCAUGUUUAACUAUUCAAAUGCAUAGUGUAGAUAUUUAUCAAAAGAAUGAUUCAAGAAUACUACUCAAGACAUUCCGGCCAGAUAGUCAAAUUAUUGAGGGCAAAGAAAAACGAACAGCAAGACAAUUAGCAGCUGCUUGGAUACCAAUUGAAACAAUACCAGAUGAUGCCAUAGCAAAAAGUUAUGAGAACGAUUUAAAUGACGAUGAAAGAAACAUAAUCGAUAGCAAAGCAAAACAAGAGCGUAUUAGUGAACAUGUUACAUUUAUCGCUCAAGAUAAAAUGUUAAUUUAUCCAGAAUUACAAAUUAAUAAAAUUAUUCUACCAGAUCCAAAAGCAAAACCAACUACUGGUAAAGCGCCACCAAAAAGAAUUUUUUCUGAAACUGACUUGCAAACAUGGUGUUAUGAUAAAGAUGGUUAUAUUUAUAAUCGACAAGUAACUUCUUUAGUAUUAACUGUAGUACGCGAACAGAAUGUUCAACUAACAUGGAAACCUAGUAAACUAUUACACAGUCAACGUAAAGCAGAAACUCUAGCUGGUUAUGGUGUUCAAUUAAGAAGUAAAGCAACUGAUCGAACAGCUGAUCAAAUAUGGAUAUUUACCUUUGAUGGUUAUAUUGUUUCACAAGCUGAUAGAAACCUUGCGUUGACAAGUGUAGCAGAUAUAGUGCCAGAUGACGAAGGAGGCUUUGCUGCCAAAGGAAUGCCAGUCAAUGACGAUGAUCCAUUUGUUGCGUUUGUAUCUGUUUGCCCGAAAUGUCCACAAAACUCACCUUUCAUUCAUCAACAACGCUGGGGUAUUCGCCAAAUAUCAGGUUUUACUAUUGGCGAUUGGAAAUAUUCGAAAGUUGAAAAUCCUCUUUGGCAUAAAAUGGCUUUAACAUGGCCAGUAGACGCAACAGGUGAAAAUAUUCCUGAACUACAAUGGCCUAUUGAAGGAUGUCUUAUUCCAAAUGUUCCGCCUAUCAAAUUUCUCAGAUCAUCUCAAACACCACCGUCGUUUGUGCCUAUUCGAUUACAAGCACUGAAAAAUGGAGAACGUGAUCUUACUAAAGCUGUAUCAGUGGUUGGUCCUGAUAUUUCAAAUCUUAUUCUCGAAACAAAAGCUUCAAGUAAUAUGUAUCGACGUUUACGUAUUCCUGAACCUGAAAAAGAGCAACGUGCUCAUCGACAAAUUAAACGUAUGGCAGAUGCUCGACAACGUGAAAUAAAAUUAUUUCUGGAAAACGCUACAACGCUUUGUAAUCUACCAUUUGCUGGCCGUCGGUUAUUUGAUACUCAGGGUACAGAAUUAUUUGAUUUAACAUCAAUCACACGUGAUUCCUAUGUCUAUGUCACAUGUGGCGAACAAUGGAUCGAUCCAGAACUAACAAAAGCGGAACAACAACGUCGAUUAUUAUUAGCCUAUUUAAGUAAUGAUGUUCGUAUGAUUGCUUUCUAUUGUGCGAUGAGAAAUCCAACUGAAUAUGUUGUAUCAACAGAAAGAGGUCUUAUUGAAAAUUCUCGGUUGAUCGUUAAUAUAUGUGCAUUGAAUUUUAAACAACGCAAACGUGUUGAAAAAGGUGAACUAAUUGAACAUGUUAUUGACAAUGACCAGCCUAUCGAAGACGAAGCAACUGAACAUGAGCCAAGAACGGCACAUGAACGAGCACAUAAAACGGUGGACAAGAAAUCGAAAGAAAAAUUUCGUUGGCCAUGGGAAAAGAUUGCUAAUAAAAGUUUAAAUCUAGAAGCCGAUGAUGACGAUGUUGUUAUGUUAAAAAAUGAUGAACAAAAUCUAAGUGAUUCAUUUAACCCAACUCCGGAUAAUUUCUCAUUUUCUAAAUCGAAUCGAAAGUUACCGAAAACAGUGGCAGUGUCAAUGCAAAGAUUUAUAUGGGAGCCGUCAGCGGGUUAUAUAUCAUGUGUCGAUGAUCGAAAUUUAGUUUUUGGUGUCAAAGAAAUUGAAGGUAAAGUGGUUGAAGUUAUAUUAAAACGUCGUAAUCCAGAUGAUAUCUAUCAACGUUGGAAUUUUGUGCCUUUCGAUGAAAAUGAUGCUGACAUGGAUUUUUCAAAAACAUUUUUAAUCACGUCUAAAGCUCGGCCAACCAUGGUUUUAACUGUAUUACUUCCAUCGUGUACAGGAAAUGAAUCCAAUGAAAAUAAUAUCUCUUGUGUUGGUUGUUCAGUAACAUUACAACAACGACGAUAUGAAGAAAAUGGUUGUGCGAAUCAAAAAUGGUCUUACGAUGAAAAACUUCAUCUAUUUUUUUCAUUCAAUUCAACAUCCAUCGAUAAAGAAAUAACAGCAGCUAACCGAGCGAAUAUUUGUUCGUAUACAGUUAGUUAUGAAGCUUUGUCUCAACCGGGAUUUACUGCAUCGAUUUUGAAUGUUAAUGAUCAAUCCGAAGAUGUACCGGUUUGCCUUGCUUGUGCACAAGCAAUGCGUGGAAAAUAUCGUUUAGUUAAAAUUGAUCCAGAUAAACAUUUUGUCUGCGCCGUCGGAAAAAGACAAGAUCUUAAGUUUCCUGGUCCAUUUCAAUGUUUGAAUCAUAAAGUUGAUUUAACAUCAACUGAAGCUGAAAUUACGCUUCUAGAACGAAAAGAACAACUCGAACAAUUAAGACAAGAAGCAAGCGUUCGAAACAUUGCUAAAGAAUUAGCAGCUGCAAAACCAAUUCAAAUUGUUCAUUUGCUUGCUUAUCGUAAUGGAGAUGGACACACAAAACCAGGCCAACUGUUGAUUGGUUCAAGUAUUAUUGGUUUACUUGAUCAAGCUGCUCAUCGAUUAAAUUUAACAAAUGGCGCACGAAGAUUUUAUGUUAUUGAUGGUGCAGUCAUAUUAACGGUCGAGGAUCUUAUUGAAUGGGCUAAAAGCUAUUAUAAAAAUCGUUAUACAAAUAUUAUAAAAACAAAAGAUACAAAAGCAAAACAACCACUUCUUGACAAUGUUGAAUUAGCUACACCUUUACCACCAAAUCCUACUUCUAAACGUCGAGCAAGCGCUGACAAUCAAUCAGAACGAGCAACACUUGCAGCAAAACUUCGAGAUAUAAGUCCAUCAAAACAACGUUUUCAAGCUCUACCAAAGCCUUAUGAUAUCAAACGAGCAAUAAAACAAAAUUCAUUCGCAAAACCAAAUGAUAUCGAUAUUGAUAUUAACUAUUUAUUGAAGUUUCCAAUUGAAGUAUGGGUUUCAUCUGGCGAACCAUUUGUGAAUCCAGCUAAUAUUGAUCAACGACAAAGUCUACGUGUGAUCCAACGUGAACAACGUACAACCGUUGUGCAUGACUUUGAAAAAGAAAAACAUGCACUACGUAUUAUGAAAGGACGUCGUAUAUCGAGUCAAUCACCAGGUCAACUUACUCCACAACCGAAUCCAAAUGAACCUGUUUUGAAAAAAGGACAUUGGACCGAGAAGUCUGAUGAAGAACUUGAUAAACAAGACGACGUCGAAUUACUACGAUCGUCGAUAGAUCAGCUUCGUUUGUUGCAACAACCUGAAGUAACAAAACCUAUUUCAAUAACAGCAACGGACCGUUUUGGACAACAUUCAAAAAUUAAACGAGUUAUGAUCUAUUCGAAUGGUGAACCAAAAGAAACAGCUGUUCAAUGUUUUGGUAGUAAUUUAAAUGAAUUAAUGGAUAAUGCUAAACUUAAAUGGAAUUUAAUGCAACCUAUUCAAGCAUUAUUUGAUGAAAAUGGAUGUGUAAUUGAACGGUUUGACCAAUUGAAUCGUGAUCAAUUAAUUUGCGUAUCAACAACCAAAACCUUCAUCACAUCAUCUGAACGACAACGUGAAGUCGAUAUAAAGGCAAAUUGGGCUCGUACACGUAAUAAAUAUGGCGAUCAAGCAACAGAUAUUCGUGUUAAUUCAACUCUUGCAUCUGCUCCUCAACUCGCUGAUCCAUUCGGUCCACCGCUCCUAACAUUAAAUGAUCAACAUCAACUUCGUCCGACAACCAAACCACCCACAGUACCCACACCACUCUAUCGAAGACUAGCUAUUGAACAGCCAGCACCUGCAAUUGCUAGCGAAGUAACACCAUCACCUAACAUCAUGAAAGAUUCAUUAGUACUAAGUGAGGAUGGCGACGAAGAUGACGAUGAUGGACCUGAUAGUGAGAUCGAACGAAUUACAAAUGUAAAAGUCGAGUAUGAUGACAGCAGUCGACCGACGACGCCAAGAUUUGAAACACAAGCGAAGAGUCCGUUUUCACAAUUGUUUAGUAGUGAGCCGCCGCCUAGAGAAACAGCUACAAGUGUACCAUCGACGUAUAAGUCAGAUAGUGAUGAUAAAUUCAUAGCUAUGUUGAAAGGAAAAGAAUGA